GUCAGCGCCCGAUAUACGUCAUACAGGAAGAGCGUUCAUUGUUUUGGCGUUUCCUGAUCUACAUCUUUGGAGUGUUGCCGAUUAAAACAACAAACAUCUGACAGUCGACAUAUUUCUGGUAUCUUCUCGCCAUGACUCACUGGUUCCAUCGAAACCCUUUGAAAGCCACAGCGCCCGUGUCCUUCAACCUGUACGGCGUGGCAUCCAGCCCCGCUGCCAAUAAGAUCUGCAAUGACUUGAGAACGACACGGGCCCGACUGCUGGACAUGUUCACAGAUGCCACAUGUUCCCCAGAGAUCAUGAAGAAAUCCAGUGAUGAAUAUUUUGCUCUUUUACAAGGAUUAAUUUUGCCGCUGGAUGGAACCACACAAGAGAACAAGCUCCGCUUCAUCCAGAACUUCAAAUGGACUGACACUUUACAGGGAAAUAUCGCAAGUGCCCAGCAGGAUGCUGUUUUUGAGCUGGUGUCUAUGGCGUUUAAUGUCGCCCUCUGGUACACCAAGUUUGCCUCACGAUUGGCCGGAAAGGAGAACAUCACAGAGGACGAAGCCAAAGACGUUCACAAGAGUUUGAAAAUUGCUGCUGGAAUAUUUAAAACCCUCAAGGAGACUCAUAUUCCUCGGCUCAUCACUCCAGCAGAGAAGGGUCGAGACCUGGAGCCGCGAGUCAUUGACACCUACAUUGUGCAGAGUCAGGCAGAGGCUCAGGAGGUCACCAUCGCCAGAGCCAUCGAGCUGAAGCACAACGCCUCCCUCAUCGCAGCGCUGUCAUUCGAGACGGCAAACUUCUACCAAAAGGCUGAUCACACUCUGAACACUUUGGAUCCAGAAUGCAGCAGUAAAUGGAAGAAAUACCUGCAGCUGAAGCAGCACUUCUACAUGGCUUAUGCCCACUGCUAUCAUGGACAGACUCUUCUCGCAGGGGAUAAAUGUGGAGAGGCCAUACGAUCCCUGCAGGAGGCCGAGAAAUUUUACUCCCGCGCUGAAGCCUUGUGUAAAGAGUACCGUCAGAUGAAGGGUCCCGGCAGCACGGCCAAACCCUCCGAACAGCUCUUCUUUAAGAAACUGGGCACGUUCAUCAAAAACACCCUGGAGAAAUGCCAGAGAGAGAACGGCUUCAUUUACUUUCAUAAGGUUCCUGCUGAAGCUCCAGCGUUGGAACUGAAGGCCAGUUACGGUUUGGCUGAACCGACUGCAUUCGAGCUGCCGCCUCUCAACGCUCAGUGCACGCCUGAAGUCUACGCGACCUUUGACCUGACCAAAGGACCCAAAGAAGACAAGGCGAAAGCGAAGCACGAUGAGGAGAUAAAGCCGGUGAAGGAGCCGGAUCUGAAGCCGCAGAAGGACACGGGCUGCGUCAUCUCUUAAACUCCCGCUGAAGCAUCGACAGACAGGUGAAGCAUGUGACGUCCUGGAGAUCUGGAGGAGUCUGUAAUCUUCUCUUGUGUAAUUCUCUCCCCUGCUCAGAUAUAUCCCAAUAUAACAUAGUGAUAUAACAGUGGCGUCUGUCUCGUGAUAAGAUUCUGUUUAAGGUGUUUCGUCUACAAACGACACAUGUUCUAAUGAAGGAUUGCGUGACUAAUCUGACGAACAGUUAAUCCUAAUAACCCAGUUUGAAACUGAAUUAUACGACCAUUUGAUUUGUACUUGAUUAUCUCUCUGUAGCAGAAUAUAGGUGAUUUUAGUCAGAAGAUGAUUUUAAGGUUUAUCGGGUCCAUUGAUUAGAGAAUAACUUCACUAAAUUCAUAAAACUAAAUAUAUAUUAUUCUUCAUAGUGAUACUGGAAAAUGAUCCAUUGUUCAAUGCAAAUGCAAAAACAGUCUCAGAAAGAAACAUCAGAUUUCACCUCAACAUUAAAAAAAAAAAAAAGAAAAUAUGUCUUGCAUAAAGAAAAUGAAUAUUUAUUGCAUUAUAACAUUAUUUUCAUGACAGUUAAGCACAUUGUCCUCAUCACUACAGUAUUGUUAUAUAUAUAUAUAUAUAUAUAUAUAUAUAUAUAUAUAUACACUACCGCUCAAUUUUGGAAUCAGUUAGAUUUUUAAUGUAUUUUAAAUAAGUUUCUAAUGCUCAUCAAUGCUUCUAUUUGAUCAAAAAUACCGAAAAAAACAUAAAUAUUGUGAAAUAUUAUUACGAUGUAAAGCAACGUUCUUCUGUUUUAAUAUACAUUAAAAGUCUAAUUUAUUUCUGUGGUCAAAGCUGAAUUUUUCGGCAUCUUACUCCAGUCUUAAGUGUCACAUGAUCCUUCAGAAAUCAUUCUAAUAUACUGAUUUAUUAUCAGUGUUGAAAACAGUUGAGUUGCUUAAUAUUUUUUUGGAACCUGUGAGCCUUUUUUUUUUUUUUUUUUUUUUUUUUUUUUUUACAAUUCUUAGAUUAAUAAAAGGUUAAAAAAAAACAUUUAUUUAAAAUAGAAUCUUUUCUGUUCAAAAGCUUGGGGCUAGUACAUUUUUAUCCUUUCUUAAUAAGAAAUUAAUACUUUUAUUCACCAAGGAUGUGUUAAAUUAAUUAAAAGUGACAGCAUAGAUUUACAUUGUUAGAAAAGAUUUAUAUUUUGAAUACAUCCUGUUCUUUUUAACUUGUUAUUCCUAAAAAAAGACUCACAGGUUCCAAAAAAAUGUUUCCAACAUUGAAAUUCUAAAAUAUAAAUUCUAAUAAUAAAUCAGAAUAUUAGAAUGAUUUCUGAAGGAUCAUGUGACACUGAGUAACAGCUGAUGAAAAUUUAGCUUAUACAGGAAUAAAUUAUAUUUUAAGCAUAUUACAAUAAAAACUAUUAUUUUAUAUUGCAAUAACAUUUUUCAGCAUUAUUGUUUUUCCUGUAUUUUUGAUUAAAUAAAUGCAUUCUUGACAAGACUUCUUUAAAAAAAACAUUACAAGUCUUACAGAUCCCAACCUUUUGAGCGGUUGUGUAUAUAUAUAUAUAUAUAUAUAUAUAUAUAUAUAUAUAUAUAUAUAUUAUCUGUGGUUUAAAUGUGCUUAAUUGUCAUAAAUAUAUAUUGCAUUGUAUAAUGAUAUAUCGUCAUGCAUAUAAUGUCAUAAUGCAAUAAAUAAGUGUUUGCAAAAUAGGUUUCAUACAAAAUAUAAGAUGAGAUUCAUUACAGUACAACACAGUAUAUUAGUUUAAUAAAAUAAAUGAUUAUUGCCUAUAACUCACUUAUUGCACUCAAAAUAUCUGCUGUAUGUUGAUAUUUGUUAGCGGGAGGAGCGGACAAGCACAUUUUUCUUUGGGUUGGGUUAUGAAAAGAACAGAACGAUUAUUCCCAAUUAUAUUUGUCAUGGCCUGAGUAGUUAAUUAAACUCAUCCUCGUUAACAGGGUGACAUGAAGUGCCAUGAGCUUUGGUCUGAUUAUAAUCUUACCAUCUCUCAUAUCAACUUAAUUUCCAUAUGUGUAUAUAUUUACAGUCAUUUAUGAAAAAACUAUUUGCUUCUGAUUUGAAACCUGUCUAAAUAAUCCAGAUACGCUGUAAAAAACACAAUUUGUUGAGUCAACUUAAAAUUUUAAGUUCAGUCAACUCAAAUAAAUUGAAAUACUAAGUAAAAUCUUAGAUAUUUGAGUUGACUACACUGUAAAAAACAAUUUGUGGAGUCAACUUAAAAUAAUUUGUGGCUGCCUUAAAAUUUUAAGUUCAGUCAACUCAAAAACAGUUUAUUCAACUUGAAAUGUUAAAUUAUACUAAGUGACAACUUAGAUGUUUGAGUUCAAUCAACUUAAUAAACUUAUUUGAGUUGACUGAACUUAAAAUUUUAAGGCAGCAGGGUAACAAAUUAUUUUAAGCUGACUCAACAAGUUGUGUUUUUUAUUUUUUACAGUGACAGUUUGGUUUGUUAAACUUUGUUGAAUGAACUCAAAUAUUUAAGUUGUCACUUAGUACAACUUAACAUUUGAAGUUGACUAAACGUUUUUGUAAGUUGAAUCAACAAAUAGAUUUUUACAGUGUAUGAACUGCUUUGCUGUGACAGGAAAUUCAGCUUCCCGGUUGUUUUUGCUGGUUUAAUUGGAUAGGUUGGUUGUUUAUUUUCUGUAAGCUCCACACUGACAUUUGUAUAAAUAUGUUUAACCGUCUUUGAGUUAGUAAAUGUGACACUGGUGCUUCAUUUCAAGAGUCACACUUGUAAAAACUUCAGCGAUACUAUAUGCACUUUCACGUCGGCUACAGGUACAGAAAUGAUGACUAAAUGUUUCUCGCUUGUUAUUUUGGCCCCUGCUGUAAUUCAUAUGCGAACGCAUACUGAAAAUGAAGAGUUUGUGUGCUUAUCAAGGGUAAAUGAUUGUCUGAUAUUUUGCUGUAUAUUUAUUUAACACAAAUCUGAACAAGACUUUCUGUAGCAUUGUAAGAGGACACUCCACGAUCACUUUUAGUUUUUGUAAUUAUUUGCUUUGCCAUCUAUGCAGUUGUAUGGAUAUGUAUUCAUCAUCAUAUAUACUCACAGAUUACGAUGUCAAACUGUAACUCACAGUCAUGCAUUUAAUGGUUUUUCCCAUUAAAAUGUGUGUAAGCUA
Labeo rohita (rohu) is the source of this 4495-nucleotide messenger RNA. RefSeq names its product BRO1 domain and CAAX motif containing (gene brox). The coding region runs from base 132 to 1367 and encodes 411 amino acids. The transcript has 13 exons. Lineage: Eukaryota; Metazoa; Chordata; Actinopteri; Cypriniformes; Cyprinidae. The record is from RefSeq and is a predicted model, not a curated record.